AUGGCUGAAUGCACUGGAGUUGACAGCAUUACUCUUCCACCUGAGAUUUUUCACAAUUUGGAUAACACAAAGCGCUUUGCCAUUGACAUAGGUGGGUCCCUAACAAAGCUUGCAUACUUCUCAACUUUUCAAUUUAAUGUGGUUAACAUAUGCUCAUCUGACCACACCACAAAGGUAAUGCCGCUUGAGACACAUGGUGAUAAACUGUAUCAAAUAGCUGUACAGGAAAAUGUCACUACAAGACUGCAUUUGAUCAAGUUUGAAAAUGCUUACCUUGAAACAUGCUUGGACUUGAUCAAAGAUCACUUGGUCAGUCCAGAAAUGAAAGUUAUAAGAGUUACAGGUGGAGGGACACACAAAUUCAAGGAUCUAAUUGAAAAGAAACUGGGACUCAAAAUGGACAUAGAGGAUGAGGUGACUUGUCUUACAAAAGGCUGUAACUUUGUUUUGAGAAAUAUACCCCAUGAAGCUUUUGUAUAUUCCAAACAUGCUGACCCUGAGUUCAAGUUUCAGAACAUUCAACCAGAUAUCUUCCCCUAUCUUUUGGUCAACAUUGGCACUGGUGGGUCCAUAGUAAAGGUUGAGUCAGAAGACAAAUUUGAGUGUAUUGGAGGAAGUUCAAUAUCAGGACGGACAUUUUGGGGACUAGGAGCUUUGUUAACAAAAACAAAGAGUUUUGAUGAAUUGCUACAACUGGCCUCAAAGGGACAACAUACAAAUCUAGAUUUGCAAGUAAAAGACAUCUAUGGUGGACCAUGUGGUUCUUUCAGGGGAGAUCUCAUUGCAAACUGCUUUGGCAAAUCUGCCACUGCUGAUGAAGAGUUUUCUAAAGAGGACAUUGCCACGAGUUUACUACACAUGAUCAGCAGUAACACUGCGCAUCUGGCCAGACUCUAUGCCAAGCUCCACAACUUACCCAGAGUUUACUUUGGUGGCUUCUUCAUUAGACAACAUCCGGUCACUAUGCAUACUAUCACCGAUAAUAUCCAGUACUUCACUAAGGAUACAGUUCAACCUUUUUUUUUAAGACAUGAAGGUUAUCUUGGAGCAAUUGGAGCUUUUUUGAAAGGAGCUGAAAAAGACAGUAAGAAGGAAAUCUACUAA
This is a messenger RNA of Boleophthalmus pectinirostris (great blue-spotted mudskipper), 1104 nucleotides long. RefSeq names its product 4'-phosphopantetheine phosphatase-like. Gene Ontology annotation, molecular function: pantothenate kinase activity; ATP binding. Gene Ontology annotation, biological process: coenzyme A biosynthetic process. Gene Ontology annotation, cellular component: cytosol; nucleus. The coding region runs from base 1 to 1104 and encodes 367 amino acids. The transcript is spliced from 8 exons. The record is from RefSeq and is a predicted model, not a curated record. NCBI's taxonomy places the organism in Eukaryota, Metazoa, Chordata, Actinopteri, Gobiiformes, Gobiidae.